This is a messenger RNA of Morus notabilis, 1486 nucleotides long. Its product is annotated as mitochondrial dicarboxylate/tricarboxylate transporter DTC. Lineage: Eukaryota; Viridiplantae; Streptophyta; Magnoliopsida; Rosales; Moraceae. Gene Ontology annotation, molecular function: oxoglutarate:malate antiporter activity. The transcript has 6 exons. The coding region runs from base 190 to 1089 and encodes 299 amino acids. The record is from RefSeq and is a predicted model, not a curated record.
GUGUUUUUGCACCACUGCUUUGCUUUCCUUAAAUUGCAGCCAACUUCGGCUCCUCCGUUUUCUCGUUCCUUUUGAGCAACAACAACGCACAAACCGUAGAGAGUUUCUCUCUCUAGCCGAUCUCUUCUCUCUCUCUCUCUCUCUCCCGCUUGAGCUCUUACUCUCUUCUGAGUACAGAAAAAAAAAAUUAUGGGAGACGAGAAGAAGCCCAAAUCCACCGGUGUCUGGCCCACAGUGAAGCCCUUCGUCAAUGGCGGUGCCUCCGGUAUGCUCGCCACAUGCGUCAUCCAACCCAUAGAUAUGAUCAAGGUGAGAAUUCAAUUGGGUCAGGGAUCGGCAGGACAGGUCACCAAAACCAUGCUUAAGGAGGAGGGUGUUGGUGCCUUUUACAAGGGUCUGUCUGCUGGGUUGCUGAGACAAGCGACUUACACCACUGCCCGUCUUGGAUCUUUCAAGAUAUUGACGAACAAGGCGAUUGAGGCGAAUGAUGGGAAGCCCCUACCCUUGUAUCAAAAAGCUUUGUGUGGGCUGACCGCUGGUGCUAUUGGAGCUUCUGUUGGUAGUCCGGCAGAUUUGGCUCUCAUUCGUAUGCAGGCUGAUGCCACCUUGCCUGUUGCGCAGCGCCGGAAUUACAAAAAUGCUUUCCAUGCCCUCUAUCGGAUUGUUUCUGAUGAAGGGGUAUUGGCCCUUUGGAAGGGUGCAGGUCCUACUGUAGUCAGAGCAAUGGCAUUGAACAUGGGAAUGCUUGCCUCUUAUGAUCAAAGUGUUGAGUUCUUCAAGGAUUCUGUGGGCCUUGGCGAAGCUUCUACAGUGUUAGCUGCAAGUUCCGUCUCUGGGUUCUUUGCUGCCGCUUGCAGUUUGCCCUUUGAUUAUGUCAAAACCCAGAUUCAGAAAAUGCAACCUGAUGCUCAAGGGAAAUACCCAUACACCGGCUCUUUAGAUUGUGCUUUGAAGACCCUCAAAGCUGGAGGACCAUUUAAAUUUUACACCGGUUUCCCUGUGUAUUGUGUUAGGAUUGCUCCUCACGUCAUGAUGACAUGGAUUUUCCUCAACCAGGUUCAGAAGUUUGAGAAAUCUAUUGGGUUGUAGAAGAGUUCUGCGCUGGUGUGGAGAUUUUUGUUAGAGUCGAGUUGAAACCUUCAAAUAAUAAUUUACUUCGGCUGUGUUCUAGUUCUUGUUUUGAGCCUAAGUAGCAGUUCACAAAUAUGAUAAUCACAGCAUUCAUUUCUCAAAGUUUUUUGUGGUUAAGGCCACAUUAUACUAUUUGAACUUUCCCGGCAAUUUUAAACUUGACAAGAACAGGACCUUAAUUAACAUGAAAUUGUUACAUUUGGGGCUCGUCUCACCUAUCGAAUUAUCCGUGAAAAUGGCAAUAACGAGCUUAGCAUGCAGGUUCCUUUGUAACCUUUAUUAUUUGCGAGGAGACAUUGAAUGAAAUAUUUCAUAAGGUCAUUUUUCCCUUUCUUUUUACAAAAUGUCAUUCUGU